Molecule: messenger RNA, 1889 nt
Organism: Tarenaya hassleriana
Lineage: Eukaryota; Viridiplantae; Streptophyta; Magnoliopsida; Brassicales; Cleomaceae
Product: NAC domain-containing protein 21/22
Exons: 3
Coding region: 807-1766 (319 amino acids)
Biological process (GO): regulation of DNA-templated transcription
Molecular function (GO): DNA binding
Source: RefSeq, a predicted model, not a curated record
CUAUGCCGCAGGAUAUCGGGUACAGAGCGACAAAUAUAUAAACGAUCAUUGUGAGAACUAUUAUUUUUAGAUCCAUUUGUUUAAAAUUUUAUGGUUUUGUUCUGUUUUUUUACCAUCACACACACCUAUUGUUUAUUUGGUAACGCUAACUCUAUUUUCAAGACCCAAGCUUAUGUGGCAUAGUGGUGAGAGAAUAUGCAAAGCAUGCUCUCUCACCCUGGGUUCAAAUCCAAGCGUGGAGAGGGGCAUUCACAUGGAUUUUCCCAAUCCUCUGGGAGAUGUAGUCGGACCAAAGAUCCGGUGAACUUCCGGAUUAUCAAAAAAAAAAUAUUUUCAAGAUUUGCGAUAAGUAUUUAGUUGUUUACGUAAGAAUUAUAAUAAGUGAAAUUUUGUAUUGAGAACAGUCAAUUAACCUCAAUAUCAGAUUUCCUUUUUUUUUUUCUUUUAUUUAAAUCUUCGUUUUUUGGACCCAAGAGAGUCGUUUACUGUCCACCGUGGAAACUAAAACAUACAAUAGUGUGAACACAAAUUUACCGAAACCCAGUUUUUUUUUUUUUUUUUUUUUGUAUAUGAUUUUGAGGGUAUAACAAUGUUUAUUUCUCUUGAUAAAAAAAAAAUGAAGAACAAUACCAAGAAGUUGACUUUGUGGCUUCCUCUCCGUUACUUAUAUCUUCCUUCUCGGAUUCCCAAAUCACUACAGCUCUGAUCUCUCUCUCUCAUCCAUUUCUUGUCCUCUUAAUCCUCGUAUUCCGUCCGAUUUAUCCAUUAGCAUACAAGAAUUCAUAUAUAUAUAUAUAUAUAAAGUGAUGGAGAAGGAUGAGAGGAAGGGGGAGAUAAUAAGAGUGGUGGAGGGAAAGCUGCCACCGGGUUUCAGGUUUCACCCAAGAGACGAUGAGCUUGUCUGCGACUACUUGAUGAAGCGACUUCUCCGCAGCCAACGCCACCAGCCUGUCCUCCUGCUCGACGUCGACCUCAACAAGUCCGAGCCCUGGGAUCUCCCUCAAAGGGCAUGUGUGGGAGGGAGAGAGUGGUAUUUCUACAGCCAAAGGGACAGAAAAUACACGACGGGGCUAAGGACGAACCGUGCGACGGCGACCGGCUACUGGAAGGCGACCGGAAAAGACAGGGCGGUGAAAAGGAGAGAUGCGCUCGUGGGGAUGAGGAAGACGCUGGUGUUUUACAAAGGCAGGGCUCCUAAAGGACGUAAAACCGAUUGGGUCAUGCACGAGUUUCGGCUUGAAGGUCCCUUUGUUCCUCCCAAGGAUUCUCCCGACUCUCCAAAGGAAGACUGGGUCUUGUGUAGAGUGUUCUACAAGAACAGAGAAGGAGCUAACAAGGACAACAUGGGAAGCUGUUCUAACGAGACAGCCUCUGCAUCUCUUCCUCCUCUGAUGGAUUCUUGCAUUAGCCUUGGCCAACCUGAUCACCAAGAACCCUCUUCUCAUAUCAUCAAUCAGCAAGUGCCCUGCUUCUCCAUUUCGUCACAGACCCAAACCGAUCCAUCUCUCCCAGAUCUGACCAGUCUGGUUUCUGAACCCAAGACACCCUCCAAGAACCCUUUCCCUUUGUUCACGGAUCAAGCUCCGACCAUGGCCGCUGGGUUGGACGCGUUCUGCUCUGAUCAGAUGGUUCUGAGAGCUCUGCUCAACCAGCUCACUAAGAUCGAUGGAUAUCUCGGUGCCAAAGAAUCUGAGAGUUUCGGAGAAGGAAGCUCUCAGAGUCUCUUGACCGAAGUUGGGAUUUCGACCAGUGCUUGGAACUACUGAAGUCGAGGCUUGUGACAGGGUUAUUACAUUCAUGUUCACGGUUGUCUGGUUUGUGCAAACGUUCAUCACACUAUUGUAUGAUGCAGAUUCAUGUAAACAUAUAUGUAUAGACUCUGGAGAACA